Molecule: messenger RNA, 1927 nt
Organism: Rosa chinensis
Lineage: Eukaryota; Viridiplantae; Streptophyta; Magnoliopsida; Rosales; Rosaceae
Exons: 4
Coding region: 918-1697 (259 amino acids)
Source: RefSeq, a predicted model, not a curated record
AGGUAAGAAAGAAAGGAAGGAGAGAGUAGAGUACCAAUACCAACAACAACUGCAACAAACAGAACAGCAACAUCCCAUUCAUUUUUAUCUCUUUCUUUUUCUUUCUUUGCCUUGCCUUUAUUUUUUAUCAUCAUCAGCAUCAUCAUCAUCAUCAGCCAGGCAGACCCAUAAUCUUCAAUGCCUACUCACCUUCUCUCUCUCUCUCUCUCUCUCUCUCUAUCUAGAACCCUCUCUGUCUUUCUCUCACAUCAUCACAGAGAAAAACGCACAUCCAAAGAAACCCUUCCCCAUCAAAAACAAAGAAGAGUCCACACCACACCCAACCCAACCUCUCUCUCUCUCUCUCUCUCUAUCUCUAACUUCAAUGGCCCAGCUGGACCAAAAUUUAUGUAGAAGAAAGAAAAACAAAAAAGAAGGAGAGAAAGAAAGAGAGAAAAGAAAGAGAUGAUAGAUGUCUUCAAAUGUCCUCCAACCAAACCCACCACACCAGCCAGCUCUCUCCCCCCAUAAAACUAACAACAACAACAUCAUGUUUGCCAGAAAUGCCCUUCUGCAACCCCCCAAAAAAUCCCAUCUUCUUCAUCACUGUCUUUCACAACAAGAUUAUAUAUUUUUCACCGAGUUAUGUGGGACUCUUUUGGGUUUUUUCUUGUUGUCUUGGUCAGAGUUUCACAGAGAAAACAGGAAAGCAAGAAAUUUCUCCUCCCUUACUUCUCCCUGCCCUUUAUUAUUUUCUUCCCUUCCUUGUCCUUCUUGUUUCUCUCUGCCCUCUUUCCUCUCCUUUUAUUAUUUCCUUCCUCUCCUUUUCAUCACCCAUUUCCUUGUGUCUCCCACCCUUUCUCUCUCUCCCCACAUAAUUCUUCGUUUUUGGCUUCUGGGUUUUCUCUGAAACUCUCUCUCUCUCUCUGAUCCAUCUGAUGAAGAAGAUGAAAGGGGUUGUUGCUGUGGAGCCUUCUUCUUAUGCUCUGUAUCAGGAUUCAAAGGCCAGGUUUAAGCAUCAGAGUCUUAUGCAAGACUAUGAGGAGCUGCAGAAGGAAGCAGAGGCCAUGAAGAACAGAUUGGAGAUGAUGAAACAGAAAAAGUCUAUCCUUACAGCUGAAGUCAGAUUUUUGAGGAGAAGAUACAAGUACUUGAUUGGGAAGCAGUCCAUGAACCCCAAACCGAAGCAAGACCUUGUGCAAACACACAAUUUGAAAAUCCAGCGAACCGAUGUUUUGAAGGGAAAGAAUUACAGUAAGAAGGAAUCUGCUUUGAGACAUCCUGCUCCCGCUAUGGACUUGAACCAAAGGGUACGGAUUAAAAAUGCAAUGGAAGUCGCCUUGCAAAAAUCUACUCCAAAUUCUGACUUGAACCAUAAGGCAAGGACUGUCAGCCGGAAGGAAACUACUCUGCAUAACUCAAAUCCAGUUAUUGACUUAAACCAGAAGGAAAAGAUUCAGAGUGGGAAGGAAUCAACCAAGCGAAAAAACACUCCAGUUUUUGACUUGAACCAAGUUUCGCUUGAGGAAGAGGAGGAAAUUCAAGCUGAUUGUGAGCCAUUGAGGACAGACGAGCCAAACAAAAGUAUACUUAGAGGGGGUAUUGAUGAGCAGCACAAUGAUAUUAAGUUACUGGUCUGCAGGACUAUCGGGAAUGGGUCGAACCGAUCAGGGAAGAGGAAGAUUAGUUGGCAAGAUCCGGUUGCCUUAAGGGUUUGAUUACUUUCUUCUUGGAGAAUUAGUACAUUGAGAAGAUCAUAUAGGGUUGAAAGUUUGCCUAGCCUUGGCAAGCUAAAGUUUAACUACUACUCUUGUUUGAUUUCUAGUUUCUUGCUCUUUUUAGUUUUACCUUUCUUCGCUGUAAAGUAAACAUAGUUAACACAUGAUGAGUAUAUAUAGAUGAAAUGGUGAAAUUGUUUCUUAGGACUCAGAGCUUUGUACAUUGUUUA